AUGAGUGCAAUUCCAUGAAUUGGACAAGAUAUUGUUGAGUCAAGAAAUAUAACAGAAGAUAUUAAGGCAACUGUUUUGCCUACUAUUGGUACUGUUAGUAUACACGCAUUAAAAAAGGGUAAUAAAAUCAGAUUAAAUAAAAAAGAAUAUCUCUCUAUUCCUUCAUCUUUUAUAGCUUUUUUAGUGGGUUUUAUAGAUGGGGACGGCUAUAUUCAGGUAACUAGAUCUACAAAAGGGUUUAUAACCAUUAAACUUGUAAUUUCCAUACAUUUAGAUGAUAUUUCUACAUUACAAUAUAUGCAUUCUGUAUUAAAAAUAGGUAAAAUUACAGUAUAUUCUGACGUAAAAAAUCCCAGAUGUAAAUUAAUAAUUAAUCGAACGGAUUUACAAGAAGUUUUUUUUCCAUUGUUAAUACAUCAUGGUAUAUUUUUUUUAACGGAUACUCGUAGAGCUCAGUUCGAUUUAGCUAUGUUAAUAUUAAAACAGGAUAUAAAAGUUUAUGAUGAAAUACCCUUUGUAAGAACUAUAUCCUCCUUACAUUUAAAAGAAGCUCCCCAAACAGCUGAAGCUUAUGUAAGAUUAUGAUUUUUUAAACACUGAAUUGUAGGGUUUACUUGCGCGGAGGGUUCUUUCUUUAUGAAAAAUAAUAAUGAUGGAUGCUUUCAAAUAAAACAGAGAAUACACGUGUUGUUAUUUGAAGCUUUUAAACUGGUGUUUAAUACAAAUAGAAAAAUAGAUACGGAAAAAGGUUUAUAUAAUCAAUUUAGUGUGUGUUCUAAAGCUGAUAUACAAACAGUGAUUAACUUUUUCUCCUUUAAGGGUUUUCAUCCGUUAAUUGGGUUGAAAAGCCUUCAAUAUUUAAAAUGA
Hymenoscyphus albidus is the source of this 867-nucleotide messenger RNA. The record is from the annotation of a GenBank genome assembly. NCBI's taxonomy places the organism in Eukaryota, Fungi, Ascomycota, Leotiomycetes, Helotiales, Helotiaceae.